ACCACAGAUUAUCUACCCCAAUAUUACAGCGACACAGCACAGCCUCUGCAGAGAUGGAGAUUCCUUGUCAAAGAGACAAUGAGGUUUAUCUCAGAAACAGGAGCAGCUGAGGAGGCGAUGCCGUUGUAAAAUAUGCAAGUAACAGCCAGGAUUUAUGUGCUCCCACCGAAGCCGCUCUGAUGCACAGUAAACUGAACCUCUGGAGGCAGCACUCGGCGAGACUAUCAUUCCAAUACCACUACUUGGCUGCUGUGCACAUCACAAAGUCCACUGCCUCUCUUGUCUUAACAGCAGCGCUACGUGUGUGUGUGUGUGCGUGCGUGUGUGUGUGUAUGUUUAUGUUUGUGUGUUCGUGUGCAUGUUGUACUUGUGUUCCUGUCCCAUCUCCCACAAAUUAGUGCAUUAGUAUGCAGGGCGUUUGUGUGUCAAUCUUGUGCGUGUGCAUAUGCGUGUCUGUGCUCCUCCGCAGUGCUAUUUCACAGCCACCUACAGAAAGUGACACCUACACGGAAUGCACAGAUGGUUAUCAUUGGGACCCUCAGACCGAGCACUGCAAAGACAUAAAUGAGUGUGAGACCAUUCCGGAUGCCUGCAAGGGGGAAAUGAAGUGCUUCAACCACUAUGGAGGGUACCUGUGUCUUCCCCGCUCUGCGUCAGUCAUCCCAGCCCCAGAGCCCCCUAUCACACCCACCGUGACCAACCCCUGCCCUUUGGGCUACGAGCCACAGGGAGACAGCUGUGUGGACAUCGAUGAGUGUGAGCGAGACGAACAUGACUGCCAGCCCAGCCAGGAGUGUAUCAACUCGCUGGGCGCCUUCACCUGUCAGUGUCCGGACGGUUACCGCAAGGUUGGCACAGAGUGCAUUGACAUCGAUGAGUGCAGGUACAGGUACUGCCAGCAUCGCUGUGUCAAUGUCCCCGGCUCCUUCUCAUGUCAGUGUGAACCUGGUUUCAAGCUGGCAGGAAACAACCGAUCUUGCAUUGAUGUGAAUGAAUGUGACAUGGGUGCCCCCUGCUCUCAGAGGUGUUACAACACAUACGGCACCUUCCUUUGCCGCUGUGACCAGGGCUAUGAGCUGGGACCUGAUGGCUUUGCCUGUAACGACAUUGAUGAGUGCAGCUACUCCACUUACCUGUGCCAGUACCAGUGUGUCAACGAACCAGGGAAGUUCUCCUGUGUGUGCCCAGAGGGAUACCAGCUGCAAGGCACCAGACUAUGCCAGGAUAUAAAUGAAUGCGAAACAGGUGAACAUCAGUGCACCGAGACACAGACCUGCGUGAAUAUUCACGGACGUUACCAGUGUGUGGACACAAACCGGUGCCAAGACCCUUAUGUAAAAGUGUCUGAGAAUCGCUGCGUGUGUCCUGUCAACAAGCCCAUCUGUCGAGAUCUGCCCUUCUCCAUCGUCCACCGCUACAUGAGCAUCACCUCGGAGCGCUCUGUCCCCUCAGACAUCUUCCAAAUCCAGGCCACCAGCGUCUCCCCGGGGGCGUACAACACCUUCCGCAUCCGCUCCGGUGACGAAAACGGAGACUUCUACAUCAGGCAAAUCAAUAAUAUCAGUGCCAUGCUGGUGCUGGCCCGCGCCGUGUCGGGGCCCAGAGAGUACACGUUGGACCUGGAGAUGGUGUCAGUUAACCCUCUGCUCAGCUACCAGGGCAGCUACCAGACCAGCUCCGCCCUCAGACUCUCCAUCUACGUCGGCCCGUACACCUUUUAACGAAGAAGAAGAAGAAGAAGAAGAGUGGAGGGAUACAGAGAGAGAGAGAGAGAGAGGGAAAUGCCAAAAAGAAAAUAAAGCUGCAAAACAAAAGUGGUCGAUGCAGUUCAACCAGUCACUGUGAUGUUACAUUCUUUUUGUUCUUAGUCGUCCAAAGAAGGCAACACAUUUCUACCCCCCCACCAUUUUACAUGUAAGAAUAUACGUACGAUACAGUAUACAAACACAUUAACGUGCCACAGGCAAAUAACAGCCUUAAAACGAUUAGUCCAGUCAAAUUUGCUCCCUUGUGUUUGAUAUGUCUGUUUUCCUGUUUCUUAGGAUUAUUUUGUACCUAACACCUCUCUGAUAACUCCGUUCUUUCCCUCCCUAAUGUCUUUCCCUCACACCUGCUCAAGGUGAUUACAAAUCUGUGUGGGAUAUUUUCUGUCUGCCUUCAUGUGGAGUGAUUCACGCCCAGCGUCACUAUCUUUGGUUCUGCUCUGUUUGUCACUUUGUUGGCCCUGUUUCCACUGACAGAAGUGAUUCAGUAACCACUCGGCUCAGACCCCGGCGUCCAGGAUCCUGGUUCAAGCUCCACUGUUCAUUCCUAUGUUCAAGCUCUCCCUCACUGCCUUGUGUAGGUCUGUUACAUUGCUGAUCAUGUUGUAUUUUUUUUUUUUUUUUUUUUGGUCUAAGAUUUAAACCCAAAUAAAACAAUAUACCUUUC
Scatophagus argus is the source of this 2430-nucleotide messenger RNA. It is a transcript of the gene efemp2a, whose product is annotated as EGF containing fibulin extracellular matrix protein 2a. The transcript is spliced from 11 exons. The record is from RefSeq and is a predicted model, not a curated record. Gene Ontology annotation, molecular function: calcium ion binding. Bases 408 to 1721 code for a protein of 437 amino acids. Lineage: Eukaryota; Metazoa; Chordata; Actinopteri; Scatophagidae.